Impatiens glandulifera is the source of this 1512-nucleotide messenger RNA. Its product is annotated as equilibrative nucleotide transporter 3-like. Gene Ontology annotation, biological process: nucleoside transmembrane transport. The transcript has 10 exons. Lineage: Eukaryota; Viridiplantae; Streptophyta; Magnoliopsida; Ericales; Balsaminaceae. Gene Ontology annotation, cellular component: plasma membrane. The coding region runs from base 83 to 1342 and encodes 419 amino acids. The record is from RefSeq and is a predicted model, not a curated record. Gene Ontology annotation, molecular function: nucleoside transmembrane transporter activity.
CAGCCUUCAUUUUUGCUGCUUUCACUCUAAUUAUCAGUGAUAUAGUGGUUUCGCUUGUGGUUUUCUGACAGAGGAAGCAAACAUGUCUUUGAAUUAUGCAAAUGAGGCUUUAGAUAAACCCAAGGGUAAAUAUGUAGCAAUGAUGGUGUGUUGGCUUCUUGGAAUUGGAUGUCUAUUCGCUUGGAAUAGCAUGCUUACUAUUGAAGAUUACUAUGCAGUCUUGUUUCCGCAAUACCAUCCUUCAAGAGUUCUUACACUUGUAUAUCAGCCCUUUGCACUCUGUACUAUUACAGUGUUAACAUAUAAUGAGGCAAACCUCAACACAAGACUAAGAAUCAUAUUCGGAUAUUCACUUGCCUUUUUAUCUACCCUUUCGGUUUUAGUUUCGGAUCUAGCAACGUCUGGGAAGGGAGGUAUUGGUACUUUUAUUGGAAUAUGUAUCACAAGUUGUGCAAUUGGUGUUGCAGAUGCUCUUAUUCAGGGAGGAAUGAUUGGAGAUCUUUCCUUCAUGCAUCCUGAUAUAAAUCAAUCUUUCAUUGCUGGUCUGGCUGCAUCUGGUGCUAUAACAUCUUGCUUAAGGUUAUUUACAAAGGCUGUAUUUGACAAUUCCGAUGAUGGACUUCGCAAAGGAGCUAUUUUGUUCUUCGCCGUCAGCACGUGUUUUCUGUUAUUUUGUGCACUUAUGUAUACAUUUGUCUACCCAAACUUGCCAAUUAUACGGUAUUACAGAUCCAAAGCAGCCUCUGAAGGAUCUAAAACCGUUACAGCUGAUCUUGCUGCUGGUGGGAUUAAAAUAUCUGAUUUUGCGAAAGAAGGAGAAGAGCAUCCCCAACUAUGUCAACGAUUGAGCAAAAAAGAAUUGUUUCUGGAAAACAUAGAUUAUGCAAUAGAUAUAUUCUUGGUAUAUUUGCUUAGUUUUUCGAUUUUCCCUGGAUUCGUGUCUGAGGAUACUGGUUCACACAGUUUAGGAGAAUGGUAUGUCCUGGUUUUGAUAGCUAUGUACAAUAUAUGUGAUCUUAUUGGAAGAUUCUUGCCACUUAUGAAUUGGGUUAGACUGGAAUCACGGAAAGGUCUUGUGAUAGCGACCCUUUCCCGGUUCUUGCUCGCACCAGCAUUCUACUUCACAGCCAAAUAUGGUGAUCAGGGUUGGAUGAUAUUGCUCACCUCCUUUUUGGGGUUGAGUAAUGGUUACCUAACUGUUUGUGUAUUCACAACUUCUCCAAAAGGCUACAAGGGUCCCGAGCAAAAUGCUUUAGGUAAUAUGCUUGUGAUGUUUCUUCUUGGAGGUGUAUUUGCAGGAGUAACACUUGACUGGUUGUGGCUCGUUGGCAAAGGUAGGUGAGUGCAAGUUUAAGCUCACCUACAUAGGUCAUAUUUGAAUACGUUUAUGUUUAUGUAUCUGGACCGAGUGAGAAUCCGUCAAUAAUUUUUCUAGUAUGUAAUGCUUAAUUCGGAUGAGACAACAAUGGUGUUCCUAAUGUUAGUUAUUAUUGUGUUAUUUGAUUCUAAUAU